AUGUACAGCUUCUACAGAAACGGGACUGUUUCUCCCUGCCUACAAGGAUUCAGGAAGAAAAUAUAUGAUGCCUAUUUUUUCACAGCGGAACUGAGAAAAACCACCUUGGCCUGCCUUCUUGUCCUUGCUGUUAGCAUGCCACUGUCCAAUGCUUAUUGCUUCGAUCAGACAUUGGAGCCAGGGAUGUCUGACGGUAAGAUCGUAGGCUGCCGUGACUCGAAAGGAGAGCUGCAUGAGUUUGGUUCCGACUGGAGGACUGACGAGUGCCAUGAUUGCUCCUGUUCCAGGAGCGGAAUCAACUGCUGCUCCAGCUUUGCAACACCAUCUGGUUACGAUGAAAAGAAGUGUGUAAGCAUUUUCGACAAGGAGAACUGUACUUAUAAAGUAGUGGAGAAAGAUGAUCACUCAAAAGAAUGCCCAGUCCAUAUAUGGGUGGGCUAA
Messenger RNA from Opisthocomus hoazin, 441 nucleotides. NCBI's taxonomy places the organism in Eukaryota, Metazoa, Chordata, Aves, Opisthocomiformes, Opisthocomidae. The record is from RefSeq and is a predicted model, not a curated record.